Propithecus coquereli (Coquerel's sifaka) is the source of this 2652-nucleotide messenger RNA. It is a transcript of the gene ZFP28, whose product is annotated as ZFP28 zinc finger protein. Gene Ontology annotation, molecular function: DNA-binding transcription repressor activity, RNA polymerase II-specific. The record is from RefSeq and is a predicted model, not a curated record. Gene Ontology annotation, biological process: negative regulation of transcription by RNA polymerase II. Bases 278 to 2590 code for a protein of 770 amino acids. The transcript is spliced from 8 exons. Lineage: Eukaryota; Metazoa; Chordata; Mammalia; Primates; Indriidae.
GAGAGCGGGUGCCCGCAGGCCGGGGUCCCUCCCGGGGCGAGGCGGUCCCCGAACAAAGCCUAGGGCGGGCCGAGGCCCGACUGCGGGGACUGCAGCCGCCUUCGCCCGUCCUGCCCGGGGAAGGCCGCGCUCAGGGAAUGGCCUCACAUCCAAGGGCCGGCGAGGAGCGGUGACCACGGGGCCUGGGCGUAGAGCUCUUCCUUGCAGGGACCCUGCCCUUCUCCCGGAGAGAAGCCACAAGCAGGAGGCUGCGGGGACAGGAAUUGACCUUAAAGCCAUGUCACAGGGCCUGGUGACAUUUGGGGAUGUGGCCGUGGAUUUCUCCCAAGAGGAGUGGGAGUGGCUGAACCCCGCGCAAAGGCACCUGUACAGCAGGGUGAUGCUGGAGAACUACAGGAACCUGGUGUCGCUGGGACUUUGUGUUUCUAAGCCCGCUGUGAUCUCCUCGUUAGAACAAGGAAAAGAGCCCUGGACAGCGCAGAGAAAGAUGACGAGAGGUGGGUGCCCAGACUUGAAUGCUGUGCGGGAGACCGAGGAGUUACCUCUAAAGAAGGACUUCUGUGAAGAGAAGUUAUCCCACGCAGUGAUUACAGAGAGACUCACAAACCAUAGUCUGGAGUACUCUGUGUUAGGGGAAAACUGGGGUUAUGAUGCUCUGUUUGAGACGCAGCCGGGCUUCAUGCAUGUCACUAACAUGGCUGUCGACCUCUCCCAGCAGCUGGACCCAGCUCAGAAGAGUCUGUGUAAGAAUGUGCUAUGGGAGAACCACGGCGACCCGGGUUCAGUAGGGCCUUGUGUUCCCAAGCCAGACCUGGUGUCUCUGCUGGAGCGGGCGACGGAGCCCUGGAUGGUGAAACGGGCGCUGACAGGAGGCCUGUUCGCAGGCCAGCAAUCUGUAUGUGAGACCCAGGAAUUAUUUCCAAAGCAGGAUUCAUAUGCUGAUGGGGUAACAGACAGAACCUCAAAUGCUAAACUUGAGUGUUCCACUUUCAGAGAAAAUUGGGAUUCUGAGCAUGUGUUUGAAAGGAAGUUUGUAGGUCAAGAGACACAAUUCAGGCAAGAGCCAAGUACUCAUAACAAAACCCUCUCUAAGGAAAGACAGCAUAUGUAUAACAAAUCUGGAAGAUGGUUCUAUUUGGAAGAUUCAGAAGAAAGAGUUCAUACUCAUGAUUCAGUUAAAAGUUUCCCCAAAAAUUCAGUUGUAAUAAAACAAACAGGCAUCUAUGCAGGAAAAAAACUUUUCAGAUGUAAUGAAUGUAAGAAAACUUUUACCCAGAGCUCAUCCCUUACUGUUCAUCAGAGAAUUCACACUGGAGAGAAACCUUAUAAAUGUAAUGAAUGUGGAAAGGCCUUUAGCGAUGGUUCAUCCUUUGCACGACAUCAGAGAUGUCACACCGGCAAGAAGCCCUAUGAGUGCAUUGAAUGUGGGAAGGCUUUCAUACAGAACACAUCCCUCAUUCGUCACUGGAGAUACUAUCACACUGGGGAGAAACCCUUUGAUUGCAUCGAUUGUGGGAAAGCCUUCAGUGACCACAUAGGGCUUAAUCAACAUAGGAGAAUUCACACCGGAGAGAAACCUUACAAAUGUGAUGUGUGUCACAAAUCCUUUAGGUAUGGCUCAUCCCUCACUGUACAUCAAAGGAUUCACACUGGAGAAAAACCGUACGAAUGUGACGUUUGCAGAAAAGCUUUCAGCCAUCAUGCAUCGCUCACUCAACAUCAAAGAGUACAUUCUGGAGAAAAGCCCUUUAAAUGUAAAGAAUGUGGGAAAGCCUUCAGACAGAAUAUACACCUUGCUAGCCAUUUAAGGAUUCAUACUGGGGAGAAACCCUUUGAAUGUGGGGAAUGUGGGAAAUCCUUCAGCAUCAGUUCCCAGCUUGCCACUCAUCAGAGAAUUCAUACUGGAGAGAAGCCCUAUGAAUGUAAGGUUUGUAGUAAAGCAUUCACCCAGAAGGCUCACCUUGCACAGCAUCAAAAAACUCAUACAGGAGAGAAACCAUAUGAGUGUAAGGAAUGUGGUAAAGCCUUCAGUCAGACCACACACCUUAUUCAACAUCAGAGAGUUCACACUGGGGAGAAACCCUAUAAAUGUGUCGAAUGUGGGAAGGCCUUUGGUGAUAACUCGUCCUGUACUCAACAUCAGAGACUUCACACUGGCCAAAGGCCUUACGAAUGUAUUGAGUGUGGGAAGGCAUUCAAGACAAAAUCUUCCCUUAUUUGUCAUCGCAGAAGUCACACUGGAGAGAAGCCUUACGAGUGUAGUGCGUGUGGCAAAGCCUUUAGUCACCGUCAGUCCCUUAGUGUGCACCAGAGAAUUCAUUCUGGAAAGAAACCAUAUGAAUGUAAGGAAUGUAGGAAAACCUUCAUCCAAAUCGGACACCUUAAUCAACAUAAGAGAGUUCAUAGUGGAGAGAGAUCCUAUAACUAUAAGAAAAGCAGAAAAGUUUUCAGGCAGACUGCGCACUUAGCUCAUCAUCAGCGAAUUCACACUGGGGAGUCGUCAACACGCCCCUCUUUACCUUCCACGUCAAGUCCUGUGGACCUAUUUCCCAAAUUUCUCUGGAAUCCAUCCUCCCUCCCAUCACCAUAAUCUCAAGGCAUCAUGUUCACUCUGCUACUCCAAUAGUUUAAUAGUCCCUCUCCCUGCCAUUU